AUGGCAUUCCUUUGGCUCCUGUCCUGCUUCGCCCUUGUGGGUGCCACUUUUGGCUGUGGAGUCCCCACCAUUGAACCAGUGCUGGCUGGCCUGUCCAGGAUUGUUAAUGGGGAGGAUGCUGUCCCUGGUUCCUGGCCCUGGCAGGUGUCCCUGCAGGACAAAACUGGCUUCCACUUCUGCGGGGGCUCCCUCAUCAGUGAGGACUGGGUGGUCACUGCUGCCCACUGCGGAGUCAAGACAUCUGAUGUGGUGGUGGCCGGGGAGUUUGACCAGGGCUCCGACGAGGAAAACAUUCAGGUCCUGAAGAUCGCUAAGGUUUUUAAGAACCCCAAGUUCAACAUGUUCACUGUGCGCAACGACAUCACCCUGCUGAAGCUGGCCACGCCCGCCCAGUUCUCCGACACCGUGUCGGCCGUGUGCCUGCCCAGCCCCGACGACGACUUCCCUGCUGGCACCCUGUGCGCCACCACCGGCUGGGGCAAGACCAAGCACAAUGCCCUCAAGACCCCCGACAAGCUGCAGCAGGCAGCCCUGCCCCUCGUGUCCAACGCUGAGUGCAAGAAAUUCUGGGGCAGCAAGAUCACCGACGUGAUGAUCUGCGCAGGCGCCAGUGGAGUCUCCUCCUGCAUGGGCGACUCUGGCGGCCCCCUGGUCUGCCAGAAGAAUGGAGCCUGGACCCUGGUGGGCAUCGUGUCCUGGGGAAGCGGCGUUUGUUCCACCUCCACUCCUGCCGUGUAUGCCCGUGUGACUGCCCUCAUGCCCUGGGUUCAGCAGAUCCUGGAGCAGAACUGAGGGCAUGCUCCCGCCCCCUCCCUCCCACUGUCCUCAAUAAAUUAAUAUCUGUUCAGAAA
Messenger RNA from Jaculus jaculus (lesser Egyptian jerboa), 851 nucleotides. RefSeq names its product chymotrypsinogen B. The record is from RefSeq and is a predicted model, not a curated record. Gene Ontology annotation, molecular function: serine-type endopeptidase activity. The transcript has 7 exons. The coding region runs from base 1 to 792 and encodes 263 amino acids. Gene Ontology annotation, biological process: proteolysis. NCBI's taxonomy places the organism in Eukaryota, Metazoa, Chordata, Mammalia, Rodentia, Dipodidae.